Molecule: messenger RNA, 2883 nt
Organism: Odontomachus brunneus
Lineage: Eukaryota; Metazoa; Arthropoda; Insecta; Hymenoptera; Formicidae
Product: ankyrin repeat and zinc finger domain-containing protein 1-like
Exons: 12
Coding region: 162-2567 (801 amino acids)
Molecular function (GO): protein binding
Source: RefSeq, a predicted model, not a curated record
ACGCAUCGCGGCGCGUAGGAUGACGAAACGAUCGGUACAUUCUCCGGGAUCAGGAUUCUUGUCGAAUUUUCGACACUCGUUCGUUUCGCUCUACGUUUUCCGUCUCGUUACCGCGAUCGUCUACGCGUCCCGCCUUUUCUAUCCGUCUCCAGAGCUCGAAAAUGGCGAAUGAAAGCCGCGAGACCUGUCUAGUGGCCACGAAAGUGAUGGACCAUCAGAUCUUUAAAAUACACAAUCCAGACGACUUCAACCGGAUUACCAGGGGGAUCAAGGUUGCGCAAUGCAUGCAAUCGCGAUCGUCUUGCGUUUCUGAUAGCGAGACAGUGUUGAGCCAGUUGGAGGACUUAGUUGUAUCUGACUCUUUGAGUUGUUCCUUCUGUAACACUGUGUUUGAAGACAAGAUGCAACAGAGACACCAUUACAAGCUAGAUUGGCACUGUUACAAUCUCAAGCAACAUCUGAACGGUUUCAAAUCAAUUAACGAGGAUACUUUUAACUUGCUGGUCGACGAAGGCGCCGUGUCUAGUUUGUCCGGUAGCGAGACAGAGUCCGAAAAUGAGGACGAAGCUGGUACUUCGGAGACUGGCAGCUCGUUCAAUGAUCAGACCAAGAGCGAGUCUGCGAGUAAAAAUGAUUCCGUGCCUAUCAGCGACAAGACCGGCAAGAGGGAGAAACGCAGCAGAGGUAUCGAGUCCAUCUCGGACAGUUCUGAUACCGAGUGUAAUGAGGAGAAGAAACUGCAAGCUCUAUUGGCCAUUGCUAGUCGUCACUCGAAGGUAUUCUUCGAGAACGAAGACGGCAACAUAUUCAGCAUCUACCGGUGUUUGCUGCAUCACAAGAAGGACAUUCCCGAAGUAGACAAUGAGAUGAUCGCUCAGGCAUUGAACAGCGGCAAAGAGACCACGUGGACGAUCAUCAUGGUCGGCGGUGGACACUUCGCUGCGGCUGUAUUUCAAAACGGCGAGCCUAUCGUGCACAAAACAUACCAUUCUUACACCGUACGAGCGAAACAAGGUUUCGCUCAGAGUUCUCGUACGACGGGCAAUCAUCAAAAGAGCGCAGGUGCUAGUCUGCGGAGAUAUAACGAAGCGUCUCUUAUUCAGCAUGUGCAAGAGAUACUGGAGUCGUGGUCGACGCACAUCAGCAAUUCGUCGUUGAUUUUGUAUCGAGCGGUCGGGCCGUUCAAUCGCACGGUGCUCUUCGGCGGCAAGAAUCCCUCGUUAGACAAGAACGACUCCAGACUGAGACCGCUGCCGUUUCCCACACGUAGAGCCACGUUUAAAGAAGUUAAGAGAGUGUAUGAUAUACUAAGCACCAUGGAGAUUUAUGGUUCCGCGGCUAACUUUACAGAUUGUUUUCCUAACUCGCCGCGGCAACCUAUACGCAAGAAGGUUCCCAAGCCGGAACUGAUGGACGAGAUACCUGAAGGAGGCAUCGGCGCGGAAUGUCAUUCUAAUGUGACACAGGAUAGUACCAGUAGCUCUCAAGAAAGCGAUAAAAUUAAAGCAGCAGCCCCGCCGCAGUCCUCACCGGAGAGACAACACAGGAAUUCACGUUCACAUAUAGACAGAGCGAAACCGAGGAAGAGUCCGAUUCGUCCGCUGCCAGAAAUUGUCGCUAGAUUAGCUCAAUCCUCUUCAGAAUCGGAAGUAGAUGAGAAUAUGCCGCUGAGUUCCAUAAUUGAACAAGACUUGGAGAUAGAAUUUAACGAACAUUUAUUAGCCUUUCAAGAUACUGUACCGAGGUACAUGAAAAAUAAGAAAGCUCGUCGACAGAAGAAGAAGGUGAAGAAGGAUGGCCAAACAAUCAAUGAAGUAUUGUCGGAUGCUAAAAUAAAAUUGUGGACUGCCUGUAAGCUAGGAGAUAACGAUCUAUUGACAUCAGCUAUCGACGAUCUACUGGGCGAAGUUAAAAAGUGCGAGGAAUUGAUGGAGCAAAAUAAGGAUGACGUUAACAUCGAAUGCAGCAAUCUUCUGGUCAACAUGGACGACGUCGCGAAAUUGGUGAACGAUGCUAACGAAGAUGGUAAUACAAUGUUGCAUUUGGCAGCGUUCGGUGGACACUUGAAAUUAAUAUGGUUGCUGCUGGAAAUCGGAUCUGAUCCCUGCAAUAAAAAUAAGAAGCUGCAGACACCUUAUGCCGCCGCGAGCGAUAAGGAGGCUAGAAAUACGUUUAGAAGGUUCAUGGGAGCUAACCCGGACAAGUUCAAUUACCAAAAGUCUCAAAUACCCGGGCCGCUCAGUGAUGAGAUAGAACAAGAACAGAUGGAGAAAAAGAGGCAGCAACGAAAGAUCAAGCGUUUAAAGGAAAAGGUCAAGAGGAAGGAAUUUGAGCUGAAGAAACAGGAGGAAGACGAAAAGCAGAGAUUCCUUAAUCUUAGCGACCGGGAAAAGAGAGCACUAGCUGCGGAGAAACGUAUGUUGAACCAAGGUUAUACCGUAAUGUCGCGGUGUUUUCAGUGCGCUGUUGACAUGACUGGUCAGGUGCCUUUCGAAUACAAUGCCAAUCGCUUUUGCUCCAUGCCGUGUCUCAAGGAACAUCGUCUUCACAAUAAAUUUGUUAUCUGAUGGUAUGCCGUUUAUAAUUAGGAAAAUUUUCACAUCAUUCUCGAUCACGAUUGACUUAAAAUCGCAAAAUUAAUCCCUGAACUUCGUCCACGGAAAAAAUUUUGAGAAGUAAUCUUUUCAAAUAGUAUAUGAAGGUUUUGAAUUAUUUCUGAAUAUUGAAUGAAGUAUACCCAGCCAUGGUGAAAGAUUAAGGACGAACGUACGAUUUCAGUACAAUGAUUUAUAUAAUUGAUAUAAAUGUAUCAAUUAGGAAUGUAAAUGUUGAACGUACGUUGUAAUAUUUAUUAUCUGAAUUAUAUUUUAUUGUGCGCAUCUA